CGGCCUUUCUUCGCGGGCUCCGCCCCUUGCCCCGGAAGCGCUCGUUGCGGGUGGAGGUUUCUGGGCCGGUUUGGGAGAGGUGCUUCCUUUUUGUCCGACAUCUUAGUGAGGCUGCAGGGGUGGACGCUCCUCUCCCAGCUUCGUUAUGCCGCCCAAGGAUGACAAGAAGAAGAAGGAUGCCGGAAAAUCGGCCAAAAAAGACAAAGACCCAGUGAACAAAUCUGGGGGCAAGGCCAAAAAGAAGAAGUGGUCCAAAGGCAAAGUUCGGGACAAGCUGAAUAAUUUGGUCUUGUUUGACAAAGCGACAUAUGACAAACUCUGUAAAGAAGUUCCCAACUAUAAGCUUAUAACUCCAGCUGUUGUCUCUGAGAGACUGAAGAUUCGAGGUUCCCUGGCCAGGGCAGCCCUUCAGGAGCUCCUUAGUAAAGGACUUAUUAAACUGGUUUCAAAGCACAGAGCUCAAGUAAUUUACACCAGAAACACCAAGGGUGGAGAUGCCCCAGCUGCUGGUGAAGAUGCAUGAACAAGAUCCUCCAACUGUACC
Mustela lutreola (European mink) is the source of this 544-nucleotide messenger RNA. It is a transcript of the gene RPS25, whose product is annotated as ribosomal protein S25. The coding region runs from base 146 to 523 and encodes 125 amino acids. Gene Ontology annotation, molecular function: structural constituent of ribosome. The transcript has 5 exons. Lineage: Eukaryota; Metazoa; Chordata; Mammalia; Carnivora; Mustelidae. The record is from RefSeq and is a predicted model, not a curated record. Gene Ontology annotation, cellular component: cytosolic small ribosomal subunit.